Messenger RNA from Hyalella azteca, 1011 nucleotides. Its product is annotated as maleylacetoacetate isomerase. The record is from RefSeq and is a predicted model, not a curated record. The transcript has 8 exons. Gene Ontology annotation, biological process: glutathione metabolic process; L-phenylalanine catabolic process. Gene Ontology annotation, cellular component: cytoplasm; mitochondrion. Bases 46 to 687 code for a protein of 213 amino acids. NCBI's taxonomy places the organism in Eukaryota, Metazoa, Arthropoda, Malacostraca, Amphipoda, Hyalellidae. Gene Ontology annotation, molecular function: glutathione transferase activity; maleylacetoacetate isomerase activity.
UUUCAGGCUUGAAAUUCUAGUCAGGCUUCAAUCAUUACCUCCGCUAUGUCGCUUGACAAGUUGGUGCUGUAUUCUUACUUCAGGAGCUCUUCUGCGUGGAGAAUCCGAUUAGUUCUGGCGAUGAAAGGCGUGGAGUACGAGUACAGCGCCGUGAACCUACUCAAGGGAGAACAGACAGGCGAAGAUUUCCUCAAGCUGAACCCACUGGGACAGGUGCCGGCGUUGCUCACCGAGGGUCAGGUCAUCACACAGUCGGCGGCUAUUUUCGAGUACCUGGAGGAAAAAUAUCCGGAACCUGCGCUGCUACCCAAGGACAAGCUUCUCAGAGCUAAGGUACGAGAAGCGUCGCAAGUGAUCGUGGCUGGCAUCCAGCCCCUGCAGAACCUGAAGGUGAUACAGGCUCUGCCUGAGGAACAGCGCAAACCCUGGGCCGCAGACGCGAUUAUCAAAGGCUUCACUGCGCUAGAGAAGCUCCUGGAGAAGUCGUCUGGCAAGUACUGCGUAGGCGACGCAGUGAGCUGGGCCGACUGCUGCCUGGUGCCGCAGAUAUUCAACGCUGGCCGGUUCGGCGUGGACAUGGCAGCGUUCCCCAUCAUUAGCCGCAUCGGCGCGGCGCUAGGGGAGCUAGAGGCGUUCAAGGCGGCGCACCCUACCCAGAUGAGCGACUGCCCCGCUGACCUCAAAUGAUGCCACCUUUUAUGAAAAAAAAAACAGAUUUACUGAAGUGGAAAUUACGAUCACAAUUGUAAAUCACAGGAAACUUGAUUAAAAUGAAAUAAAUUGAAAUUUAAUCUGACUUCUAAUAAUGCUGCCUUUAGAAUGCCAACGGAAAACCAGUUAACUAAAAAUACGUUCACAACGGUAAAUAGCAGGGAACUUACACAGGUCGAAACAUCACUGUUCAAUAUGACCUCAAUGAUAUCGCCACAUAAAUGCAAAUAUGAUUGAGUGAAGUAAAAAUUACGCCCGAAAUUGUAACUCAGUGGAAAAUAAAUAGAAAAUUACAAAUAA